GGCUGGGGGCGGGGUUUGCCUGUGGCUCCUCCCUCGUCCCCUCCAAUCUCGGGGUUGGGGAGAGGGUCGUAGCAUCCAGGGAGGUAGUCCUGAUCCAGGGGCUACUCCGGAAACACUCCGGGGUGCCUCGGUUCGAUCCUGACCGAGGAGACCACCCCUCCCCGGGCCUCCAGCAGUCUUCGUUGGCGAGAAAUUCGAGCCAAGCCUCUUCCGUCUCCCCGGACCCGGAGCCUUGGAGCGCUUGAAGUCUGUCCCAAACUGGUCUCAAUGUAUCCCCACCUUGGUGGCCUCCUUUCCCCAGCUGCCUGCCCGCUGCCAUGCCGACUCUACUGCCCCUACUGCCCCUGCUGCCGCUGCGCCUGUGCCAUUUGUGGUCCCACGGCCCUCCAGUUCGGUUUUUCUCGGCGGCCGCAAGGCAGCGGUCUGGCCCAAGUAAUUAUUAUGAACUGCUGGGCGUGCAUCCUAGUGCCAGUGCGGAAGAAGUUAAACGAGCUUUUUUCACCAAGUCCAAAGAGCUUCACCCUGACAGAGACCCUGGGAACCCAGCCCUGCACAGCCGCUUUGUAGAGCUGAAUGAGGCUUACCAUGUACUCAGCCAUGAAGAGAGCCGCCGCAGCUAUGACAGCCAGCUCCACUCAGCCAGCCCCCCAAAAUCUCCAGGGACCACGGCCUAUACAAGGUCUGCCAGGCAAACAUACAGCAGCUCCUGGGCACCUCCCAAUGAACAAUACUGGGCCCAGUUUCAUGGCGUGAGGUCACAGGGGCCUGAGUCACGGCAGCAGCAGCAGAAACACAAUCAGCGGGUGCUGGGGUACUGCGUCUUGCUCAUGCUUGCAGGCAUGGGCCUGCACUACAUCGCCUUCAGGAAGUUGGAGCAGAUACACCGCAGCUUCAUGGAUGAAAAGGACCGGAUCAUCACUGCCAUCUAUAACGACACAAGGGCGCGGGCCAGGGCCAACCGAGCGAGGCUCCUGCAGGAGCAGCACCGGGGGCUGAAGCUUUCGCCACCACCCUCCCCGGCUUCUCCAGAGGCUGGGCUCGUGCCCCCUGACGCCAGCCCCUGAGGGGCUCUCCAGACCUUGCUGACGCCCCAGCCUGCCCCACUCCCCAUGGUGCAUGCAAUAAAGCGGUUCCUAGA
Molecule: messenger RNA, 1138 nt
Organism: Cavia porcellus (domestic guinea pig)
Lineage: Eukaryota; Metazoa; Chordata; Mammalia; Rodentia; Caviidae
Gene: Dnajc4
Product: DnaJ heat shock protein family (Hsp40) member C4
Exons: 6
Coding region: 318-1064 (248 amino acids)
Source: RefSeq, a predicted model, not a curated record